Messenger RNA from Vanderwaltozyma polyspora DSM 70294, 915 nucleotides. It is a transcript of the gene PET123, whose product is annotated as mitochondrial 37S ribosomal protein mS26 PET123. The coding region runs from base 1 to 915 and encodes 304 amino acids. Lineage: Eukaryota; Fungi; Ascomycota; Saccharomycetes; Saccharomycetales; Saccharomycetaceae. The record is from RefSeq and is a predicted model, not a curated record. The transcript has a single exon.
AUGGGGAAAAAUAUUGCAAAAUACGGUUACAAAAGUGGUGUUUUACCAGUCACUAGAAAUAUACUAAAGAAACCUACUGUGAAUCAAACAACACUUGUGGAGAAAGCUAAUGCUCCAAAGAAGUUAGGUGUCAAUGGUGUUGGGUAUGCUGAAGGUGUUCAACAUCCUAGAGGUUCUACUAGAGUUCAGCGUCCAAUGGAAUUUAUUCAUGUUGAAAAGUUAAUCAAAAAGACUGUCUCUAAGCCAAAAGUAGAGCAUGAUGUUUCCACUCCUCAAAGACUUGCCAAACAUGAGAAAUCUGAGUUGCGUAGAAGAUAUUUGGCUGAGUCGUUUCGUAAGGAAGAGCAAAGGUUGAUCUCUUUGGAGAAGUUGGUCAAAGCAAAGGAGCUUGCUUUGAAAGAAGAACAUAUAAGGGAAUUAAAAGAAUUGGAAAAGAGUAAGACUUCUGAUUUAACUAUUCCAUCUUUGAACCGUAUCCUAAAUGAACCAAUGAUGAGAGAAAGAACUGAGGAAGAAAAAGAAAUCUUAGCAAUGAAAAGAGAAUACAAUAAUAACUUAAUGGAGUUCAAAGCAAAGGAAAGAAGAUUGCAAAACCUAAUAAACUUGUAUCAUAUCUCUAAUAAUUUCAUCGUUACAGAGGAAAAAUUGUUGAAAGAAAUUGAGAUAGCAUUUAGUUAUGAAGGUUCUGAUAGAUUAAGAAAUUCAUUGGGUGCCGACUUCAAUAAGGUAAGAAUCAGAAACGAGAAUUCUAUAGGUGACUCAUUGUUUGGUUCCGUUGGUGGAGGUAGCCAUGUUGGUUUAGAUACAGUUAAAGAUUAUUUAUCAGGUGAAUUGAAUGAAUUUUCAAAACAAAUUGAUGAAAAAUUUAUUCAAGAUACAGAACAAAAGAAAAUUGACGUCAACACUAUCUUAUAG